CUUUGGAUUUGAUGGAUUCGAAGGAUUGGGUCGCUAAUCAGGGUACUGAACCCACUACUGACACAGUUGAUUGGAGAACUCAACUGCAACCUGAUCAACGCCAAAGAAUUGUCAAUAAAAUAAUGGACACGUUAAGAAGACAUAUUCCUGUUUCUGGUUCCGAGGGAUUACUUGAACUUCUGGAGAUAUCUCAACGGUUUGAAGAUAAGAUUUAUACUUCCGCGACAAGCCAGACUGAUUAUCUACGAACAAUAUCUACGAAAAUGCUAACAAUGGAGAUUAAAUCUCAAAACACCAUGGCCAACAAUAUGCCAUCAAAUGAAGGUGGUCCCAGGAAUAAUCUGCCCGAUCAAGAUACUAAGGAUUUAAUGGAUUCCAGUAAUUGGGUCGCUAAUCAGGGUACUGAAUCCAUUGCCGACACAAUUGAUUGGAGAACUCAACUGCAACCUGAUCAACGCCAAAGAAUUGUCAAUAAUAUAAUGGACACGUUAAGAAAACGUCUUCCUGUUUCUAGUUAUGAGGGAUUAAUUGAACUUCAGAAGAUUGCUCAAAGGUUUGAAGAUAAGAUUUACACUUCUGCGACAAGCAAGUCUGAUUAUCUACGAAAAAUAUCUACGAAAAUGCUAACAAUGGAGAAUAGAUCUCAAAACAGUGUUAAUACCCAACAGACCAACAUCAUUUCAUUACCGUCACAAGGUGGGGUAAAUGUAAUCCAACCAAAUCUAAAUACCCAUCAGCCUGGUUUCAAUAUGCUUCUGCAACAACAACUGAAACAUCAGCAGGAACUUCCAUCAUCUCAGUUUGUCACAAGAGAAGCCUUUGAUCAGUUUGUGCAACAAACUCGGAACUUCAUUGAUCUAAUCAACAAAAGGCAUGAACAAGGAGAAGCUGCUAGGGCUGCUAUGCAAUCAAAUUUGGAUUUAAUCUUGGCUAAGCUUUCUAGCAAAAACACUUGAGCAUUUAUGUUCAUCUUUUUAGCUUUUACUUCCUACUUGGCCGCACCCCUUUAAGUUUCUUGAAUCAUAAGUUUUUUUUCCUUCUCGCUUUCUUUUGUCUGAUGACAGAAAGAGGAAAAUAUAUUGAAUAAUCUUGUUUUAGUUUUUUUUUUUUUAGAUUUAUUUCCUUUUGAGAUUUCAUUGAACUUGUG
Medicago truncatula (barrel medic) is the source of this 1147-nucleotide messenger RNA. RefSeq lists its product as uncharacterized. The transcript has 6 exons. Bases 12 to 956 code for a protein of 314 amino acids. Gene Ontology annotation, biological process: regulation of DNA-templated transcription. NCBI's taxonomy places the organism in Eukaryota, Viridiplantae, Streptophyta, Magnoliopsida, Fabales, Fabaceae. The record is from RefSeq and is a predicted model, not a curated record. Gene Ontology annotation, molecular function: transcription coactivator activity; chromatin DNA binding.